This is a messenger RNA of Condylura cristata (star-nosed mole), 6349 nucleotides long. It is a transcript of the gene NCAN, whose product is annotated as neurocan. Gene Ontology annotation, biological process: cell adhesion. NCBI's taxonomy places the organism in Eukaryota, Metazoa, Chordata, Mammalia, Eulipotyphla, Talpidae. The coding region runs from base 83 to 4096 and encodes 1337 amino acids. Gene Ontology annotation, molecular function: hyaluronic acid binding; calcium ion binding. The transcript is spliced from 15 exons. The record is from RefSeq and is a predicted model, not a curated record.
CGCGCGGAGCCUGCAGAGUUCGAGCGUCCUUUGUGCUGGGCGACCGCCCCGGGAUGCGUCCGAGCUAGGAGCCAGGUCCAGAAUGGGGGCCAUGUCUGUCUGGACCUCGGGUCUCCUGAUAUUCCAGGUGCUGCUUUUUGUGACUGGAGAGCAGGGCACUCAGGAUGCUGCUGAAAAAGGACUGCACAUGCAGAAAGUUGGGUCUGGGUCAGUGAGGGCUGCGCUGGCAGAGUUGGUGGCCUUGCCUUGUCUCUUUGCCCUGCAGCCACAGCCAGGUGCUGCCCACGAGGCCCCUCGGAUCAAGUGGACCAAGGUUCGGACUAUGUCUGGCCAGCGGCAGGACUUGCCCAUCCUGGUGGCUAAAGAUAAUGUGGUACGAGUGGCCAAGGGCUGGCAGGGGCGUGUGUCACUGCCCUCUUACCCCCGCCACCGGGUUAAUGCCACACUGCUGCUGGGGCCGCUGCGGGCCAGCGACUCGGGACUGUACCGUUGCCAGGUGGUGAGAGGCAUUGAAGAUGAGCAGGACCUGGUGCCCCUAGAGGUGACAGGUGUUGUGUUCCACUACCGGGCUGCCCAGGAUCGCUAUGCCCUCACCUUUGCUGAAGCCCAGGAGGCCUGCCGGCUAAGCUCAGCCACCAUUGCAGCCCCAAGGCACCUGCAGGCUGCUUUUGAGGAUGGCUUUGACAACUGCGAUGCUGGCUGGCUCUCUGACCGUACAGUUCGGUAUCCCAUCACUCAGUCCAGACCAGGUUGCUAUGGUGACCGUAGCAGCCUUCCAGGAGUCAGGAGCUAUGGGAGACGAAACCCACAGGAACUCUAUGAUGUCUACUGCUUUGCCCGUGAGCUGGGGGGCGAGGUCUUCUACGUGGGCCCUGCCCGCCGCCUGACAUUGGCUGGCGCGCGUGCCCAGUGCCGUCGCCAGGGUGCCACGCUGGCCUCGGUGGGACAGCUGCAUCUCGCCUGGCACGAGGGCCUGGACCAGUGCGACCCGGGUUGGCUGGCUGAUGGCAGCGUGCGCUACCCAAUCCAGACUCCGCGCCGGCGCUGUGGGGGUCCGGCCCCAGGAGUGCGCACCGUGUACCGCUUCGCCAACCGAACAGGCUUCCCCGCUCCAGGAGCGCGCUACGACGCCUACUGCUUCCGAGCUCAUCACCCUUCACCACAGCAUGGAGACACAGAGACCCCUUCAUCUGGGGAUGAGGGGGAGAUUUUGUCUGCAGAAGGGCCCCCAACCCGAGAAUUGGAGCCUAGCCUGAGGGAAGAAGUGGUCACACCUGACUUACAGGAGCCACUGGUAUCCAGUGGAGAGGAAGACCCUCUGAUCCUGGCAGAGAAGCAAGAGUCUAUAGACACCCACAGCCCUGCCCCUGGGAGCCUCAUGCUGGCCUCCAGCCCCACCUUGGAGGCUGAGGGGAUAUGGCUGAGCACAAUAGCCCCCAGCCCUGGCCUGAUGCUAGUAGCUGGUACUGGCACACACACUGUGACAGCCGCUCCCAGCCCCAUACCCAGGAAAAGGGGACGCUUCAAGGGACUAAAUGGACGCCACUUCCAGCAGCAGGAACCCCAGCAAGGUCUAGAGGGGGCCCUGGAGGCCAGCUCCCAGCCCCCUACCCCAGAAACUGCUGGAAAUCAUGUGGAGCUUCCCCUGACCACAGGAACCACAGAGUCCUUGGGGAGUGACCACAGCCAAAGACCCUGGGUCGUGCUGAGCAAUGAGGUCGAUGUGCCUGGAGCUGGUUCUGCUGGCGGCAGGAGUCCCCCAGAGCCCUGGCUAUGGCCUCCAACCUUGGUCCCACACAGCAUCUCAGGCCCCAGCAGGGACCCUGGCCUGGAGUCAGAGGAAGCUAAAGGUCCCAGUGUGAGACCAGUCACACCCAAUCUUCCCUGGUCCCCCUCGGAGACCACUGCCCCGGAUCUCAGUCCCUCUGGGAGCCCAACUUCUGCCCCAUGGGAUGCCUCCCCCAUGGUCACUUCACAAGACCUCCCUGUGAUGGCCAUGCUUCGUGCCCCCAAGCCAUGGCUCCUACCACAUUCUACACCCCUCCCCACCCAGGCUAACAGGGUUGAGGUGAUUAGUGAGGCCACGGCAUCAUCUUCACCCUCCCCUGCUUCAGACACCCAGGCUGACCCCCAGGCCUCCAUUGAUCCAGAGGUAUAUUCUCUGACCUCCUCCAUCCUAACAAGAUGGAGUGGAAAGGCCACACCCAAUAGCAACAGUGCAGGAAGUCCCACAGUUCCCUCACAGGCAGACAUGAACACACAAGCUGAAGCUAGACCUAGCUCCCCCAGCUCAGACUUUGGAGAAAUUGGGGGAACCAGCCUCACUCAGCUUAGCGAAGCUGAAUACCCCAGCCCCAGCCCACAGGCUUCUGUGGACAAGAUUAUAGUGACAGAUCUCCCUCUCACUGAGGCUGCCAUGGAGCCCACAGGAACCAGACACACCUUGGAGACUGAUUCUAGGGCCUUCAGCACAACAUGGCAGACUACCAUGGAGGAGGUACAGGGCAUGUGGCCCACACUACACAGUGAAGGGCUGGACUUGCACCCUAAAUCUACACCUUUGGGAGGACCUAGGGUGACUCCAAGUUUGGAGCCUUGGGUUGCUACAGAUGAAAAAGUAACAGUGGACCCCAUGGCUUCUACAGCCAUGCUGGACCCUGGCAGUGCUGGUGGAAUUUGGGAACCUAGAUCCCACAUGGUUGAGGGAAUUGAAAUUUCCACCAUGAGUCCUCAGGGGGCUGUGGACACAACUGUGGGCACGUCCCUAAUGUCCCUGAGCCAGGAGAACAAGGCAGGGGACCCAGCCACUUCCACAUUGGUCUCCUCCAGCUCCCAACCCCACUCAGAGCUGGAGGAUCAGACAGUAGGAACCUCAGCUCCAUCACACCAGGGCAGUCCCCUGGGGGAGCCUGAUCUUCCUCCUUGGACACCAACUUCUGCCAGCAUGGAAGAGCCUGCCUCAGUGUCCUUGGGGGAGACUACCAUGCUGUGGAACCCCCCCAGCACCAUCUUGCCUACUUCCUUGGGCCAAGAGGAGUUUGAGCUGGAGGUCCUAGGGGGGAGUCCAGGUGUGGAGGGCUUCUGGGAAGAGACAGCAAGUGGAGAAGAGCCCACCCUGCCGGGGAGCCCUGCAAACUGCACUGUGGAGGAGGCCCCCGUGGAUCCCUGUGAGAACAACCCUUGCCUGCAUGGGGGCACCUGUAAAGCCAAUGGUACCGUGUAUGGCUGUAGCUGUGAGCAGGGAUACACCGGGGAGAACUGCGAGAUAGACAUUGAUGACUGUGUCUCCAGCCCCUGCGAGAAUGGGGGCACCUGCAUUGAUGAGAUCAAUGCUUUCAUCUGCCUUUGCCUCCCCAGCUACGGGGGCAGCCUCUGUGAGAAGGACACAGAGGGGUGUGACCGCGGCUGGCACAAGUUCCAGGGCCACUGUUACCGCUACUUUGCCCAUCGACGGGCAUGGGAAGAUGCUGAGAGAGACUGUCGCCGCCGAGCUGGCCACCUGACCAGCGUUCACUCACUGGAGGAACACAGCUUCAUUAACAGUUUCGGACGUGAGAAUACAUGGAUCGGCCUGAAUGACAGGAUUGUGGAGAGGGACUUCCAGUGGACAGACAACACUGCGCUGCAAUAUGAGAACUGGCGGGAGAACCAGCCUGACAAUUUCUUUGCCGGUGGUGAGGACUGUGUGGUGAUGGUGGCUCAUGAGAGUGGGCGUUGGAACGAUGUUCCCUGCAAUUACAACCUCCCUUACGUCUGCAAGAAAGGCACAGUGCUCUGUGGUCCCCCUCCAGCAGUGGAGAACGCCUCACCUGUGGGUGCCCGCAAGGCCAAGUACAAUGUCCAUGCCACAGUUCGCUACCAGUGCAAUGAGGGGUUUGCUCAGCACCACGUGGCCAUCAUUAGGUGCCGGAGCAACGGCAAGUGGGACCAUCCCCAAAUCGUUUGCACCAAACCCAGACGGUCUCAUCGGAUGCGGCGGCACCAUCACCACCACCAUCACCAUCAGCAUCGCCACCACAAAUCUCGCAAGGAGCGCAGAAAACACAAGAAACACCCAGUGGAGGACUGGGAGAAGGAAGAAGGGAAUUUCUGUUGAAGAGCCAGGGAAAGCAAGCACAACCCCCUUCCCAUACCUCCUCUGGCGCCUUCACCUGGGGAGACAGAGCCCAGAGAGAAGCAAGAAGUUCUGGAAGUCCCUGAGCCCCGAACUACAUCCCCCAUUCAUAAUCCUUUGUAAAAAACUCCUCUUCCCUUUCUUACAUACACAAUUCCUCUUGGCAGGAGUAGCCUUGUGUCUGAAGUCAGUUUUAGGUUGAGCUCUGGGAGCAUCUCCCAGCAGAGGGAAGCACAAUCAACAAAGAUCUUCUUUGUACCAGUUUAGUUACUUGUUGGCAAGGCUGAUUGCCAGAUGUUGAAAUAAGGCUUUGAUGAAGGUGCAAGAGUAUAUAUUUUUUGACUUGCAUGAAAGAAUUGCUUUUCACACCUGACAACUUGGGCUUAGUAAACCACUGGAUGUCCUAAAUGCAGGCUGAAGCCUAGUUUUAAGGUCACUGACUUUGGGAGUAGCAAACUAUUUGGAAGCACCCUGCUUGAACUCGGCUACUGCUCUUUCUUUACUUCACUGCUGUUCCUGGACUUCAGCCCAAGGCUGUUCUUUAGUCUUGGUGGGUAAACAUAGCGUGAAAAUCCUAUGUAUAAAUUUUAGUGAUUUUUUUUUUUUUUUUUUAGGAAAACCUCCCUCUGUUCCCUCAGAGUUAGGGGUCAGGAUAGUCAGAGAACUAUGUGGGCAGAGGAUGGAAGGGUCUGCUUUCCCUCUUAGGUGUUGUCCAAUGAUGACAUUUGGUGGUUCUGACAAUGACAUAGAUGAAAGGAUGUCUGGGGCUUGGCAAGCCCAGACCUCUUCUCCGUCCAUCUCUCAGGGAGACAAAGAACCUCCUUCCUGGACCAAUGAGGUGCCAAGUUUUCUAGCUCAUUGUCCAUACUCACUCUUCAAGCAGACAUUGGUAGUGCCCCUGUCCUGGGCCCCGCCCUGAUGCCUCCAUCCCUGUCUUCACAAAUUGUCUGGAAGAUUAGAAACACUUAACACUUGUAGUGACAUCCGCCUGCAGUCAUGUUAUAGAGAGAUAUGCAGUAUUAAAACUAAAACACACACACAUUUUUCUCUCAGUUUUUUCUUUUUUGAGUAGGAAAGAAUUCACCCUGCCUGCCUCCCUCAAAUCUUCAUCCUGUAAAAGACCUCCCAAAUGAGUGGAAGAAAGGAAGAAAGUUUCAGGUAGAGGGAGAACAAAGGCAAAAGUCCUCAUCUUCAGCAGGAAAGGCCACAGCUUCACCUCCAAGUCCUUUGCCCACUUUCAAACCCUCAAAUCUGAGUUAAUGAUGUGGAGAAAUGUUAAAACAGUAGAGAAUGAACCUCUGUAGAAAAGAAAAAUAAGCAACUACAUGGUCUUUCCAGGGGUUUAGUAGAGAAAAGGAAUGUACACUGAACCUGUAUCCCUCCUGGGACGUAAUCAUCACAGUUGACAACGCUGGAAUUGGUAUUAUGGCAAGACCUCAUCUCCUUGAAAUGCCUCAGCAUCCCAGUGAUUUGGGAACUAUAAUUGCCCAUUUUACAUAUAAUGUAAAUGAGGGUUAGAGAAGGGUAAAGCCCUGGCUUGAAGUGAUAGGCAAGACAGGAAUAAGGAUUUGAUCCUGACUGCAAACACUACUCUCUUACUUUGGAAAAAGGGAUGGAAACAUAAUCACACUCUUUCUCACACACAGGCAGAUUUAAGAAAAGGCUGAGAAGUGCAGAGUAGGCUAGAAUAUUUGACUGUGGUCUUCAGUCUUACCUGCUAUUGCCAUAACCUUAAUGGGUGCUGAGAGAGCCCAGGGUUAUAAGUUUGCCUCUUGCUUUGAUCAUUUUUGUUUGGGUUUAAAAAAUAUAAUAAUAGCGACACAUCUUCAGUUAUCCAUUCAUAGAAGAAUUUUCCUUUGGGGGGCAUCACAAAAGAAUUUUCCUUUUGGGGGAUACUGGGGAUGCAGCUUUUGGGGGGUGUUGGUUUAUACCCCCUACUCUUGGCUCCCUCAGCCCCUUGCCCUGCCUCCACCCAAGCCCCACAAUGGGAGGGGGCUCUGGUCUUUUUUAAAGUGGGUGGUUUGUCUUUUGGUCUUUCCCUUAGGGGUGUGUGUAUGUUUGUGUGCCACAUGUGUGGUACACGUGUGAGUGUGUGUGUGUGUGUAUGUGUGUGUGAAUAGCUUUGGUUCUGCUGGUUUUGCUGUAAGCUGCAGUGUUCUGUGGGUCUGUGGUAUCUGACACUGUGGACAUUAAUGUACUUCUUGGACAUUUUAAUAAAAUUUUUUAACAGCUCAA